This is a messenger RNA of Hydatigera taeniaeformis, 2028 nucleotides long. Lineage: Eukaryota; Metazoa; Platyhelminthes; Cestoda; Cyclophyllidea; Taeniidae. The record is from the annotation of a GenBank genome assembly.
AGUGUACAAAUUCAUCCGAGCACAACCGGUGGGGUUGUGGAGGGCGAGAGUGUUUCUUUGACCUGUACUGUAGCUGUCUCUCACCCUCCAGCUACGGUUCGGUGGUUUGAAUUUCCGCCUGGUUCCGGUGGAGCACUUGACUCUGGACGCGAAAUUACAGACCUCGCUCAAAUAGACAUGACACCGGGUGAAUACGGUGGCAUGUUAGUGGACAGUACACUGAGGGUCUCAAAGACCUUUCGUUCCAACUCGCAGACUGAGUACCGGUGCGUCGUCAACCAGGCCGCUCUCAAUAACCCCGUUGUCGCAGAAUAUAAACUGGAUGUUUUGUACCCACCCACCGUAGAAAUUGUCAGCCUACCGAAUGAUCCAACGGAAGGUCAAUCUGUGACUCUCUCCUGCCUCACUCACGGAGGGAUGCCGGACAAGAGUUUCUCAUUUUCCUGGUGGCACGCCAAGGAUCUCAACUUUCCUCAUCCCGCAACUCCAAAUGGCCAACCCGCGACUCAGCAGGAGCUCUCCCCUGUUCUGGCCAAAUCACUGGUGUCUUCUUUAAACAUCACUGUUCUGGAUGAGCUCUUCUCGACCCAUAUGUCUCAGAUUCCAGGUCACACGGGACGUCAUCUACUGCUGGACGCCAUUACAAUCAAGGAAAAUGGUUGGUACGGCUGUCAAGUUGCCAGUGGCGCUGGCAAUGCUCAGAGUCUGCAUUUACUUCUUAUAAAUUAUGCGCCGAGAAUUCAUCCUAGCACAAAAUUUGUACAAUACGCCCAACCGGGGAUGAAGACGGAAUUUGUGCUCACUGUUGAAGCCAGGCCAGCGAGAGCAGAAUUUAUGUGGUUUUGGAUCGGCGAAGACACCACGUUGGCCAGCAAGGCCAGGAGCAAAAUCCUAUCUCAGUCCUCUGCUCAAGCAACAGUUCGAAGUGGACGCUCCACAGCGCCUCUAAAAGCCAUCUCCACCUCAGUCGCGCCUUGGCUCAAUCGUGUGAAACAAACGUCCACCGUGACCGGAGUCAAUGGCAUAACGUUCACUCUUGCAUUCAGAGAGGUGGUUGAAUCAGACUUUGGGCUUUACAUGUGCCAGGUCAACCACAAAGCUGGUAAUCGCGAAUUCUACUUUGAACUAAAACCUCAAUCGGAUGCCAAGGGUAUAAAUCCCGACAGUAUUCGCAUCACAAGCGAAGGUCGUAAAGUACGCGUAGAAUUUGAGCCACCUAACAGUCAGUUCUACUCAAGAAUAGUCCUCCGAAUCUGCUUUUCUUCUCGGGUCACCUCCAAUCCGGUGGUAGGUUCAGGAAGAAGCGUUCGACCUUCAGGAGAACUGGUCUUUCUUCGACCUAUCAAGGACACCUCUAGCGCCUCAAUACCCGCAUCUACUGUGGAUGUUGUUGGUGCAACAAAUUCUGUUAGUAGUGACGAAUGUGGUGACUACGAGGUGACAUUUGCAGAAUUGGGGUUCCUUCAAGUUGAGCUGGACCGACCUAUCGCUGAAUAUACUUUCCAGUUUCUCGUCUACCAUGGCACACAGCUCCAACAAAUCACUCGCCCAGUUCGGUGGACCAUUGGAAACCAGACUCAAGCCUCAGCAUCAUCAAAGCUACUGGUACAGUUAAUCAUUGGGAUUCUCAUCACGCUCCUCGUCGUCUGCCUCAUUGCAUUCCUUAUCUACUACUUCUGCAACUGUAUUAAACGAAAAAAUAUGAAGAAGCUCGCUCCCGCAACUAGUAAUGGGCUACUUCAUGGACCUCGAACAUACCAAACUUUGGAUUCUAACAAACCUUUUGCAUCCCCACCUUCGGGAACUGGUUCGAUCUGUGCGGAUAUAGGAUCGGGUUCCCUACAUACCGGGCCCAUGCCCACCCUUUCUAUUGCAAGUUCGAUCAACGAGGACAAUGAGAAUCGACGAACACCAGGUGUGUUCCUUGCUUCUAGCAUCACAAUGGGUUAUUUGCUGGUUUUAGGUAAAUAUACGUGGAUCCGGCCCAAUGGGCCACGUGCCAACAUCUCUGAGGAGUUAUUAAGCUAA